AUUACAACACUUCAAUUUCCAUAUAUGCAUGGUAGGACAACGUCUCCUUCCACCGCCUGCGAUUUGACUCGGUAUAUCUCCUCAUUAUCAGCUCAGUUUCGUGAAGAAGCGUAGCAUCAAGCUGCCGCCGAGAGCUGCGUUCCUGCGACUGCCAUAAGAACUCACCACACAAGCCCAUCCCAUUCCAUGGCGGAGCUAGGGGGAGCCCAUUUCAACCAGGAUACCCUGUUCGUCUCUCCAGACAAUCUCGUGAUUGAUCAUGACUUGAACAGCUGCUUCCAAGAUACACGACGACAACAACGAGAGUCUCAUUCUCAUUCAUAUGGUGAUCAUCCUCCAGCUCAACAAGCUGAGUCUGGUAUGCUGCCGCUUCCUCCACAAGACAUGAUCUUGAUCAUGUGCACAUCGAAAAUUGCUGAUGACAGCAGCCGCAGCAUUCGCCGAACAGCAGACACCGAACUUGAGCUUGCCCGUGCACAGUCUAUCGGAGUGGCAAAUACCAACCCAAGCCUCCUUCCGCCCCAAUCUACCGCCAACGCCAAUCUCUCCAUUUCGACCUCUACGCACACUCACAGAAGACGACAGACACGCAUUUCCUUGCCUAGGUGGUCCGGACAACUGCUGGAAUAUCUCGCUAUGCCCGAAACAUCGCCAGUACCCCGAUACCCCCAGCUCCAGCUCCAGCUCCCGGCAAUCGGAAUCGUCUCAAACAAGUGCUGCACCGGGGCAAUCGCAGCACGAUCGACCCAGCAAUUCCAGACGGCGCAGCUGUCCAACGGAAUCCCAAGACCAUGAUCCCACCCGGCUGAAGAUAAAACGCAAUAUGACCGAUCCCGACGACGCUGAAGCACCACCCCAGCGACCGCCUCUUCUGUCCCGCUCCUCCCUCUCGCGAGGCCGUGUUCCGCACAAUCUGGUCGAACGCCGGUAUCGGGACAAUCUGAAUCACCAAAUCGAAGCUCUCCGGCUCGUCCUCCCAUCGCUAAAGGACGCGGUGCCUUCGGACGAGACAUCUUUCGAUCAUCCUCGAAUGCCAUCGAAAGCUGUCGUGAUCAGCACCGCGGCGACGUACAUUAAAGACAUGGAAAACGAGCGGCAAAGACUGAUGGCUGCGAAUGGUGCGUUGCAGGACCAAAUUGGGAGUUUACAGAAGCUACUCCGGGGGAAUGAGAGCUCUGUCGUGCAGUAUAUUAAUGCUAUGCGCUUGACGGGCGCUCAUCAGUUGGCGACUCCGCCUUGAGGAAUUUGGGGUGACUGAUUGGAAGUAAUUCGUGCUGGAUAGCGAAGCGAUAUGGAGAAUUUGGUGUCGUAUCGGGAGCCUGCGUUUGAGGGCUCAGGGCCACUGGAUGGCAUUAGAUUGUUGGGGUGCUUCGAGGCAUUCUUGGUUUCAAAGUAGCAUAGCCUGGCUGGCGUAUAUCUUAUAGAAGAACUCGGCUCCAAAGCACCAACGUUGCGGUAAUGCUUGAGGGGCACGAAUUGCAGUGAAGUGUCCGAAGACCAGCUGAGAUACCGAUACGACUAUAACAUGGAUAUCCAUAAUUCUGCUACACCCCG
Molecule: messenger RNA, 1554 nt
Organism: Pseudocercospora fijiensis CIRAD86
Lineage: Eukaryota; Fungi; Ascomycota; Dothideomycetes; Mycosphaerellales; Mycosphaerellaceae
Exons: 1
Coding region: 824-1240 (138 amino acids)
Molecular function (GO): protein dimerization activity
Source: RefSeq, a predicted model, not a curated record